AUGGAGGCUGGUGGGCUGCCAGCGGAGCUAUGGCAGCUCAUCUUGUGCUACUUGCGCCUCCCUGACCUGGGCCGCUGCAGCUUGGUCUGCAGAGCCUGGCAGGAGCUGGUUGUCAGCCUGGACAAAACACGCUGGCGGCAGCUCUGCCUGGGCUGCCUCGAGCACAGACCCCCCAACUGGCCCAACCGCCCCAGCGUGGAGACGCCGUCCUGGAGAGAGGCCUUCAGGCAGCACCACCUGGCAUCCCGGACCCACUGCCCCACCACCCGCCUCUGCAACGUGGUCUUCAUGCCGGCCCGCUUCACCCCGGUGCUCUACAAGACAACCUCAGGCUAUGUCCAGUUUGACAAUUGCAACUUCAAAGGUGGGCAGCUGCAGAUCCAUGCGCCAGGGACGUGCCAGGUGAGGUUCUGCACCUUCAGCCAGUCCAGCAUCCACCUCCGCAGCGUGGCCCUCUGCAUCCUGGAGAACUGUGAGUUCACCGGCAGUGAGAGUGCCUCUGUAACAGUGGAGGGCUGCCCAAGCUCUGAUCGUAACUGGGCCUGCAAGCACCUGGCCGUGCUGGCCAAGUCCUGUACAGCUUCUGUGUGGGAGCCCAGCCCAGCCGGCUGCCCUGUGGCCAAGUGGGAUGGCUGGGGGGAGUCACUGCUGGGGCCAGUGAGAACGUGCGAGAUUGUCGUAGGGGAAGAACGAAGCAGCUUUCUCUCUGCUGCGGGUGCUCAAGCCCUGCUUGACUCAACCGAGGAGGACACUGAAUCUGGAGAGAACCUGCGGGCAGCAAGGGAGGAGGAGUGCCCAGCCCACAACUCAAACUCCAGUGACACUGACUUAUGCAGUGAUGACGAAGAGGAUGCUCAGGCUGCGCACGAACUGCCCUGCCAAGCCCACAGCCUGAGUCACGCACUUGCUGACGUCACGCACAGCAGGCUUCAGAGCAGCCGGCUGCACGCCCUUCAGAGGGACCUUAAGCUCAAGUCUCUGCAGCAGGAGCUGCAGCAGGACAAGGAGGCCCGGUCUUUGGCCAGCUCUCUGCAAGGCUGCAUCAUCCGACAGUGCCUUUUCAGGGAUGGGAAGGGAGGAAUAUUCAUUUCUUCGCAAGGGCAAGCAAAACUGGAAGGAAACAUCUUCAGGGAUCUGACCUACGCAGUGCGCUGCAUACAGAACAGUAAGGUUAUCAUGCUGAGGAAUGACAUCCACCAUUGCAAAGCGUCCGGGAUAUUCCUGCGCCUGUCGUCAGGAGGCCUGAUUGCAGACAACAGCAUCCAUUCAAACUGUGAGGCGGGAGUGGACAUUCGUAAGGGAGCCAACCCCCUAGUUCUGUGCAAUAAAAUACACAGUGGCCUUCGCUCAGGCAUUGUCGUCGUUGGCAAUGGAAAAGGCAUCAUCCGUAGCAAUCAGAUCUAUGGGAAUAAAGAAGCUGGCAUUUAUAUUCUGUAUAAUGGAAACCCUGCUGUGAGUGGGAACCAUAUUUUCCAGGGACUGGCUGCUGGAAUAGCAGUGAAUGAGAACGGCAGAGGCCAAAUCACAGGGAAUGUCAUCUGCGAGAACCAGUGGGGUGGGGCAGACAUCCGCCAUGGAGGCAACCCCGUUCUCAGGAACAACCUCAUCUGCUGCGGCUACUCGGACGGUGUGGUGGUGGGUGAGCGUGGGAAGGGCCUCAUCGAAGGAAACGUCAUCCAUGGCAACAAGGGCUGCGGCGUGUGGAUGAUGUCCUCCAGCCUCCCGCACCUUGUCAACAAUCAGAUCAGCCACAACAGCAUCUACGGGGUGGCAGUGCUCUGCGGCAAGGACGACACUGAUGCGUACCCCCCUGGGCAGGGGGCCAGCGAGAGCUUCCAGGAGGAGAGAGAGGGUGCCGGCGCGGAGAAUGACUCUGACAGUGAGGAGGAGCACCCAGCUGCCCGGCAUCCUGUCAGCGUGGCUCUGGUGGAGUUGAACAGCAUCAACCACAACGGAGCUGCUGGGUUGCACGUCAGAAGCAGUGAAGCGCUCAGCUUCGUCGCCAAUGCCGUUCACGCCAACCACGAUGGCGGGGUGGCCGUGCUGCAGAGCAGCCAGCUCACAUGCGUUGCCAACAACAGCAUCUCCUGCAACAGCCGGGCCGGUGUGCGCGUCGAGGCCGAGUGCCAGGUGGAGCUGCGCGGCAACGGCAUCUACGAGAACAGUGGCCAUGGCAUCGUCUGCAAGGGACAGGGUGUCAUUGCAGAGAAUGACAUCAUCGGCAACCGCAGAUGUGGCCUUCAGCUAUGCCAGGCAGCAGACAUGAAGGUGACCAAGAACAGGAUCCAGUCCUUUCGGGACUACAGGAUUGCUCUCUUUGAUGAAGCCAAAGGCCUGGUGCAGGAAAACCUCAUUUUCCUAGGGAGAUCCAAGAAAUCCAUUUUGCGACCGGUGUCAAAUGCAGAGGAUUGCAUCAUCCAAAACAAUGUGCUUCUCACCUUCAAGAAAAGGUUUGACACGGAGUGCAUGCUGAUCGACCCCCCGGCACGGCCUCACAUCGAAGGAGGUGCCCCAGGGUCCUGCACGGCGGUUGGUGGUCAGAGGGUUUCCAGCAUAACCACCAGGGCGGACAGGGGCUGCCGUAACCACGGGAGCAUCUUCUGCGCCAUUCUCUGA
Opisthocomus hoazin is the source of this 2616-nucleotide messenger RNA. The record is from RefSeq and is a predicted model, not a curated record. NCBI's taxonomy places the organism in Eukaryota, Metazoa, Chordata, Aves, Opisthocomiformes, Opisthocomidae.